Pseudocercospora fijiensis CIRAD86 is the source of this 1989-nucleotide messenger RNA. RefSeq lists its product as uncharacterized. Lineage: Eukaryota; Fungi; Ascomycota; Dothideomycetes; Mycosphaerellales; Mycosphaerellaceae. The record is from RefSeq and is a predicted model, not a curated record. The transcript has 3 exons. The coding region runs from base 406 to 867 and encodes 153 amino acids.
GCUGCGCUCGCCAAAACUCUCUGGAAACGGAAUGAUAUUCUCGUUCGUACUCGCGUUCGGCAUGCGAUGGAACAGGAUCGCCCAGCGUUCGAUAUUGCUUUCGUGUUUGUUGAGAUUCAAAGACGAGCAGCUCCGGCCGUGAAACGAAUGCAAACUUCCUGAGGCAAGAAUUUCUGCCCCAGCUUUGCUUCCACUUUCCAUCAGCCAUUUCGUCACAGAGCGACUUGAAGUUGCACAAGGAGCUCAGCUGAAGAUAAAUAGCCCCAGAUCCUACCUCUGCACUGCCCAUUAACCUUGCGAUAUCUCUGAAAUAGCUGAGACAUCCUCCCGUCAGCGUGAGCAUAGCCCAUCGAUUCUUCAACUAGACACCAAACCGACAAAUUCAUCACUUCAACAAUCUCAGAAAUGGCCCCCAAAGGAGUUUCGCCGCCCUUUGCACUCUUCGCUGUUGUCAACCUGGAAAAACAGGUAAUCAACAAAAUCCUCCAAAAAGCCAAGUCAGCUACGAGUGUCAAUGAUCUCUGGCUCGUAUCAAGCUCUGAUUACUCCGACACACCACAAAAAGUCCCCAAAAAAGUCAACACCGGAACAGACCCUCCCAUCCCCUCAACCUUCCAAUCCCCCUUCAUAAACCACAAACUCUCGGAUUUGGUCCAAUGGCUUCGCUCCAAACCAAAAAAUGUCGACUUAGACGAGCACUAUUUCGUGAUCCUGGACGCAAAAGCUGAAGGGCCGGGGGAGGAGAGUGUGGUGGUUUGCAGCGUGGAGAGGCCUCACGAGCGUCCAGUUGAAAGAAUCUUUGAAUUCCUGGAUGGAGGCUGCAGCAGCCAAGUCAGAGGCAAGGCGAUGCCACACGGAACCCGUUAGACUAUUUUAGCUCUCUUCAUCGUACGCUCACUGUGCUCCAUACGUAUGCGCUAGAAAAGUUUCGAAUCUUUCCAUGUUGCGAUGCAUCUCAGGUGACUGCGAUUGCUGCAUUAGCGAAGGCGGAAUUCAGGAUUCGCAGAACUUUGCCGCUUUCUGCUUCUCCUCUGCAUUCAAGUGGCUGAGUAGUUUAGCACUGGUGGAAAUGUCAUCGUCGAGCUUUUGAAUGCGUUUCCAGCAUUUCCCAAGCCGAGAUGGGCCCGAGUUGACUAUGUCCUUGACCUUCGUCAAUACGAGUGCAGCACCUUCUACGUCGCACAGGCACAGCUUCACUUGCACAUCAGUCAUGCAAGCUAUGGCCCGCGUCUCGGCUCGCAACAAUAAAGGUAUCGGAAUAUUCGCAUCUCCGGGGUCAAGUCUUGUCAAUUCUUCUUGAGACAGCGAGGGCUUCUCCACUCUGGCUCCCACUGCUGGACUGAUCUCGGCCAUUGCGCGCCUGGCCACAAAGCUGGCUUCUGAGUUGGGCCCAUACAUCACAUCAUAGGUUUCGACGACAUCUGUGAUGAGUUCGAGCGCCUCCCGACCGCGUCGUGUCAGUGCAUAGAUGUUGGCGAACCUUUGUUUCCUCAGAAGCGUGUCCGGAUGGUAGGAGCCAAGGACUUCUUUGCUAAAGUGAAGCGCACGCUCGAGCCAUCGUACGGCGGGUUUCCAGUCGCCUUCACCUCGUUCUUGCAACGCGACGCUGUCUAAAACGCGCGACUGUGCGUGCAAAAUGUCAAGUUGUAGGUUUGAAUUGCUCUCAUACCUCGCAGCCUGGCAAGUUCGAUACAAAGAAGAGUAAAUGCAUUCAGAGUGCCCAGAGCUGCUGCGAUGCUCAUGGAAGGCAAGUGUCAUCCCGAGCUCUUUCGCGAUUCUGCUUGUGUGCCCUCUAGACACAAGUCCAUCUCCAGCGGCCGACGGAAGGUCAAGUUAAUGUGCGUGCGAUGCUUGGGUUGCUCGAGAUGGCUUUGUCGACAGAAUUGGCGGGCUUCGCUGUUAUUGUAUCAUCAAUAUCGGUAUCACCAAUGUCAACUGCUCGGUGUACGUAGGCUGUGAUGCCGCCUGAUAGUCUCCCCCUCCCCCUGC